Molecule: messenger RNA, 2882 nt
Organism: Aplysia californica (California sea hare)
Lineage: Eukaryota; Metazoa; Mollusca; Gastropoda; Aplysiida; Aplysiidae
Product: succinate-semialdehyde dehydrogenase, mitochondrial
Exons: 13
Coding region: 295-1860 (521 amino acids)
Biological process (GO): GABA catabolic process
Molecular function (GO): succinate-semialdehyde dehydrogenase (NAD+) activity
Source: RefSeq, a predicted model, not a curated record
UCCACAUAAACACACACUCAACUCAAGAACUGUGGUUGUUUACUUUUAAAUUGCUGCCAAUAACUGUCAACAUCAGCAAAAUUCAGGAAGAUGCAGAUCUAUGCUUAGCUCAGCUUUAGGACAACUGCUGUGAACAGUGCAUGGUCUACAAAUAUAUAAGUGUUUUGGCUGGAAUCAUUGAUUAUCAUUAGCUUAAAUUUAUCGUUGUUGGGGAUCCAGGAGCUGCAGAGCUUUCACCCUUCUACUUGAUGCUACAUUGGCUUAAAUUCAGGCAAAGUUCAACCAAGAUUUAAAAUGACAGGUUGUGCGGUUCUGCAAAUUGCUUUGACAGCUUCAAGACAAAAGAAACCUCUUUUCUACAUCCUGAGAAUGGCUUCCUCUAGCAGUGCUCGUACCGCCUCUAGUUUCAUGUUUGACAAAGCUUACGUGGAUGGCAAGUGGGUGUCUGCAAAAUCUGGAAAGACUUUUGAUGUCCUAAAUCCAGCAACAGGAGAAGUCUUAGGGAAUGUUCCGGAUAUGAACCAGUCAGACGUGACGGAAGCCAUUGAUGUCGCAAACAAUGCUUUCCAGAAAUGGAGGUUUACCUCUCCAAAGGAACGUAGUGUUAUCCUGAAGAAGUGGUAUAACUUGAUGAUUGAGAACAAGAAAGCUUUGGCAGCACUCAUAACUCAAGAAAAUGGAAAACCAACGGCGGAUGCUGAGGGAGAAGUCAUGUACAGUUCUGGUUUCUUGGAGUGGUUUGCCGAGGAGGCCAAAAGAACCUACGGUGAUGUAUUGCCAAAUUAUGUUCCCAACAAGCGAAUUAUGGUCAUUCGGCAGCCCAUUGGCGUGACUGGCAUGAUUACUCCUUGGAACUUCCCAAGUGCCAUGCUGACAAGGAAAGCAGGAGCUGCCAUUGCUGCUGGGUGUACAGUGGUGUUGAAGCCUUCGGAGGAGACACCCUUCUCUGCCUUAGCUUUGUGUCAGCUGGCAGAGGAAGCUGGCUUACCGGCUGGAGUUCUCAAUGUUGUGACUGGCAGCCGAGACAACGCAGCUGCCCUUGGGAAAGAGUUGUGUGAGAGUCCUAUCGUGUCCAAGAUCUCCUUCACAGGUUCUACUGCAGUGGGAAAGAUUCUCUUAUCCCAGUGUGCCAGCACAGUGAAGAAAGCCUCCCUGGAGUUGGGCGGCAAUGCUCCUUUCAUUGUGUUCAACAGUGCAGAUGUCAAAACGGCUGUGGCUGGGGCCAUUGCCUGCAGGUUCAGGUGUUCUGGACAGACUUGCAUCUGUGCUAACCGUUUCCUUGUGCAAGAAGGAAUCUAUGACGAGUUUGUUCAAGCUCUUGGUCAGGCUGUCAAUGCCCAGCUGAAAAUGGGAGAUGGUUUUGAGUCCAGCACCACUCAGGGGCCACUCAUCAAUGCAAAGGCUGUGGUAAAGGUUGAUGGCUUGGUCAAGGAUGCUGUUGGUUCAGGAGCUAACGUUUUGGCCGGUGGUGAGAAGGGCUCCCUCGGUGCAUGUUUCUAUCAACCAACGGUGUUGUCUAACGUGACCACUGACAUGAGGGUGGCACAGGAGGAGAUAUUUGGACCCGUGGCAGCUUGUAUCAAGUUCAAGACAGAGCAGGAGGCUGUGGCUAUUGCCAACUCUGUGCGCUACGGAUUAGCUAGCUACUUCUACACCUCUGACAUGGCCCAGGCUUUCAGAGUCUCCGAGGCUUUGGAGUUUGGCAUCGUCGGGGUCAAUGAGGCUUUGACCUCUGCUGUAGAGGCGACCUUUUGUGGGUGGAAGGAGUCCGGCAUAGGCUCGGAGGGCGGAAAGUAUGGCAUUGACGAGUACUUGGAGAUGAAGAGCAUUUGCUAUGGAGGAAUCCAGCCACAGUUGUGAAGGGCCGUGGUUCGCUGAAGACUUAAAAUAUACAAAAUUUGAAAGAAAAAAAAAGAGGUUCCUCUCACUAAAUAAUGACAAUCGUAAUUGUUGAAAUAGGUGCUGUUUGAGUUGAGAGAAACAGGAGAGAGAUGAAAGUUGUUGUUUUUAUUGCUCCUAAUAGGACCUAUUUUUAACAAUAUGAAACUUUUACAUGUAUAAAUAACCAUUUAUAACAGAGAGCACAAACAUCCAAUGCUGACUUUUGAUUUUUAACAGUAUUGCUGGUCGACAUAGUGAGUGCCCGUUGAGUGAAAUAUUUGUUUUCCUCAAGGGCAAACUACAGUUGCUACAUUUCUUUGCACUGUCACUAUAGGACGACUUUGAUGAUGCUAAAUUGAAAGCCGUAGCUUCAACUAAUAGUGAUAAUAAAUGAAUGUUCCCAUUGAUAUGUGAUGACCACAACAUUAAAAUAUUUUUGUGUGAAGUUUGAAUUUUGAAGAAGUUGGUUCCUGUCUGCAUGCCAUGUGUAUAAUAAUUGCUGCUUGUUUGGAUUUUAUUCAAAUUGAGCCUCUGAAAUAAAUGUCCUUUGAAACAAUACAUUUUUCUAUAACAUCGUGCAGGUAAGUUUCAUGACAUAAGACUUAUCAAUUUGUUCUACAUAAACUAGUGAUCACAGAAUUUAUCUGACAACAAAGACAGCAAUGUUGCUGAAGUGUAGAGCUAAUUGAUGUGCCUUAUGUCAUGAAAGCUGCCUGUGCCUUGUUAUAUGUUAGGAUGAUUUUUGUUUGAAAGGAGCUUGAUUAUCUAUGGCGCUUUUAAAUUUGUUUGUCAAAGAAAUGAGUGUUUUGCUCUAGUAUGAUUCAUGUUUUUACCACUGUUUAAAUAUAUAUAUAUUUGUAGUCCAGGUCAGUCUGGCCAACAGCUUACUUGUGAAAGAAACAGAUACUGAUGUAAAAUUUGUUUUAAGAUACAUUGUCCUGUUUGUUGAUGGUGUAUAGCUGGAAGGGUUGGUUGAAUAAAUCAAAGAUUACGCAGCAAAA